AUGAAAGUGAGGAGAGAGAUAGUACAAAUACCCAAAGAGAAAAAUAAGAAGAAAAAGUGUUGCUCCUCCUUCUGCAGAAAGAUUAAAAGUGCUUAAAAAAUAAUAAAAUUAAGAUUUGAAGCUGUAGACGCUUAUCAAAUAGUAAAAACAGUUGUUAAUUCAUUUAUGAUCCCAUUUCAAGUAGCCUUUGAUGCACCAUUUACGAACACUACCCUUUUUGAUUUGGCUACUGAUGCGAUUAAUUACUUGUUCUUGCUUGAUAUUUUGAUAACAUUUCGAACUUCAAGACUAAAUCUAUUAACAGGAGAAGAAAUUAAAGAUCCUAAGUUAAUUGCAAAAGACUAUAUAUUAUCUUGGAGCUUUUGGAUUGAUUUGAUUAGUUUCAUACCUAUAGAUAAGUUAGGUACCUCUGACACUCUUUCAUUGUUUAAUAUUCUUAAGACUAUUUUGAAACUGCUGAAUAUUAUAUUUAUCUAAUUAGUAGUUAUUCAUAUGCUGGGUUGUCUAUACUAUUAUGUAUGCACUAUAAACAAAACAUGGUAUCCACCAUCAGAUUCUUUACAGCCUGAUGCUCUUAAUUUUUACAAUGAUCAGGAUUAUGUAGAGAAAUAUUGGACUGCGAUUUACUAUGCUGUUUUGAUAUAUUCAGUCAAUGAUAUAGGAGCAACAGCUGUAGUAGAGAGAGCACUUGUUGGGUACUUAGGGAUAUUUUUCGCCAUUUUUAACGCAAAUAUGUUUGGACUUAUAUCAAUGCUUAUUUAAGAUCUAAAUUAAGGUAAAUAUAUCUAUCUAGCCGAGACAUAAACUGCAGCAGCUGCAAUGAACACAUUCAAACUACCUACUACUAUAGAGAGAUUAGUUAAAAAUUAUAUAGUUAUGACAUAAAAAUAAAGAGCGUAACCAUAAGAAUUAAAAAGUUUUCUUGAUAAAAUUUCUAAUAGUUUAAAACUUAAAGUUUACAUUCAUGAAUUAUAGCCAUUGUUUUUGACAAAUAUUUAUAUCGGUCAAGUUUUUAAAAAUACACACCAGUCUACAAUUGAUUAAAUGAUUAAGCAUAUGAACUUGAAUCUUGCAUACCCUGAAGAAAUCAUAUUAACACAAGGUGAUACUAUACUAGUCUCAGGAAUUUGCAAUGUAAUUUAAAAAGAUUAAAUCAAGAAUGAAGAUUAAGUAAUAAGGUAGCUAAAGAAAAAUGAAUUCUUCGGACUACAAAUAUUUUUGGGAAAUCAUGCAGAAACAUCCUCGAAUUUUAAAAUAUAUUUUUUCAAGAAGCUAUCUGAAGAUGAUAAAGAUUCCUUGAUCUUUAACUUCAAGAUAGUAAACUUUGAGAAAGGAAAUAUGAUUCUAAACCCAGGAGAUAUAUCUCAGAGCUUAAUGUUAGUUUCAAAAGGAAUUGUUGAGGUUUAUACGCAUGUUAAUAAAAAUACUGAGUUUCCUAUAGAGUUCUUAAGAAGAGGAGCAGUAAUUUGUCAUCACUUGUUUCUUUUCAAGAAGCCAGUUCUUCUACCAUUUAGAUGCUAGACAAAUGUGGAGUUAAUGGUCUUAUCACUAAAUAAAGUAUAGCUAUUAAUAAGGAAAAAUCCAAACAGUUCUUUAAAUCUAGAGAUGCAGAAAAUAUUUUAAGACUUUGCUACAUUAGGAUAUGAUAGACUUUUUAUGGAUUGUUUAGCUGGUUUCUAAACAGACAAUAGGAAAGAUCCUGCUAAAUACGAAAGAAAUUGCAUAUAAAAUAGAAUCAUUAAGAAUUCUGGGAUUUUUGUAUUAACAAAUUACAGAGAAAAAAAUAAGAAACCCCAAAUCAAUGAGAUAUUGAGAGAUUUGAUUCAGAAAAAGAAGGAGAUGAUUAAAUUAUAGAAGAAUAAUCUAGCUUCUCUAAUGAAAAAUUAUGGAAAAAAUGGAGCAAAAAACAAAGAAGUCAUUGAAAUUGUAACUCCUCCUUCUGAAGUCAAGAAGAUAUAGAUAUUUGUAUACAAUAUCUAAAGAUAGGUACAGUAUUAGGCACAGCAGAUAGAGUCUAUAUCUAGAAGAUUCAAAUUUGCAUUUAAUGAUGGUACAGGUCUUUAAGGAUUCAUAAAAAGAGAGAAAUUCAAGUAAAAGAGAGGUCAAUAGAUUAUAUUUGGAAAUCUAGAAGAUGAAAUUUACAACUAGUUCUAUACGAAUGAAACCUUAAAUGAUGAUACUGGAAAAAUAGGAAAAUCCUUAUUCUCAUCUGCUAACAAGAAGAUCUAAUUAGAAUCUCAAUAAAUUACUUUAAAUAAUGAAGAAAACAAAACAUUUUCUUUUAAAUUUGAGGACACUGAUAUUCUUUCUAGGCUUGCAAAAUAAUCUACCCUUAACUCUAAAUCCCCAACAAUUCAUUAAAAAGUGUAAAGCUUGACUAAUCCAAAUAAUGAUUAUGAAUAAUUUAAUACAUCACAUGUAUCUAAUCACAUAGCUGAUGAAUCAAUUUUAGACACUUUAGAAAAUGACAGAGUUAUAUCUGUAAAAGAAAUGUUGCAAAGCAAGUUAAUUGAAAAUCUAAAAUAACAGACAAUGCUCAAAGCAAAAAUAUCUUAAUAGAGUAAAUCUCCUUAAAAUACAACUCGAUAACUACAGUAAAUGCCAACAAUUCAAAAUUUAUCUCCUAUUAGUGAAAAAGCUGAUAAAUUCUUUAAUUCCCCAUUCACAUAGAAUUAUGAGAAGAGGAAAUUACUUGAAAAUUUUCUUCUUGAAUAGGAAAAUUAAGUGGAUAGGGACAAUGAUAUUUUUGGCAAGAGACUGAGGAAUAUGAUUAUUGUGCCUAAUUUUAAAAAUGAAAUUAAGAAAGAGCUAGAGAGCCUUGGAAUGAAUUUUUCACAAGAAGCAAAAAGAAAUGAUAAGCAUCUUUUAGGUGUGGAAUGGCAUUAAUAGCAGUAACAAAAUGAAAGUAAAUCUCAAUUUAGUGAUUAAAGUAUAAAUAACUCGAAGCAAGUGUAUAAUCAAAGAGAUAUAAGACUAAUCAAGAAUGAAUUACAAGAUUUUGAAAAAAAUAUCAUCCCUAAUACACCUAGCUUUUAAGUCAAAGAAGAUCUUUAAAGAUAUGAAGUAGAUAUUGCUGAUAGAGGAAAUUAGCAAAGGUAAGGAAAAAUUGUCAAAAAGAAAAAGAAAAAAGUUCACUCACAGUCUGGCUAACGCAAAAACGCCUAAUUAUGGGAGAAUGAAAAUAUUUAAUUUUGA
Stylonychia lemnae is the source of this 3195-nucleotide messenger RNA. Lineage: Eukaryota; Ciliophora; Spirotrichea; Sporadotrichida; Oxytrichidae. The record is from the annotation of a GenBank genome assembly.